GCACCCUUGGGCUGAUGUUGAAGUAGGGAACUUAUGCCAGCUUAAGAUUGCCAAGAAGCUUGUAUAGAAGAGGGUUCUGUUUUGUGGGCCAUCAGGUUAUGCUUGGUACCUCGGAGAAUGAGCGUUCCUGCAGUGGCCUGGAAGUGAACUUCCAUGCGUCUCAGAGUGUCCUCCCCUCUUAAUGAGCCCGAGAGCCUGUCUAGUCAUGACAUUCAGAGGGCACCAAGGGGGAUUGAUGCCAAACUCUUUGUCAAGCCAAAAACAUGGGGCAACUACUGCGAUUUUAUGACGAAGCAGCUUGUCUGCAUGGUGUUGACUUCAUCAAGCCUUCAGAAGACUUACCUUCAUUAUGAUCCCUCUUCCCCAACUCAUCCCCUGGAAUCAAGUUCAACCCAUCCCCUGUCGUCUAAGGGAACUGAUCCUUGUACUGGCACGGGGACCUCCUCUGGGUUGAAAAUCCCACCCAUGAAUGUCCAUCUUCCUGGCUACCCAGGAUGGAGUUUCUGGGAUGGGAGGAUUGAGAGACACAUCCCCUGCCCUGACACUGUAUAUGGUGUCCCGACAACUUAUGAUUAUAUUCCAAGCCAUCGCUACGAUGAUUUAAUGAGAAUGGUGUAUGGUCUCCGGCUUCUACAGAUUGAUUCCAGCAACCGUAUCGCCGCGUUGGAGAAAGACAACGCUGCGUACCAGAAAAAAAUUAAAGAGCUUCAGCUUGUGGAGCAUUGAGGAGGGGAGUGACGUUGAGGGGAGUGGAGGAAAACAAUGAUUGGGAUAGUGCCUUGUACUAUUGUGUGACUGGUCUCUCUUUCUUUUCUCCCUCUUGCCUACUAUCUCUUUUUCCAUGAUUUCAUCCCUGCAGUUGAAAGUGUCAAAUAUGUUUGAGCUAUUGAAUAAGUUGUCAACUGUUUCCAAGUUCUGGACAUCAUUUUAAGUUGUAAGUGUAUAGAAUUUUAUAUCGAAGGGUGUGUGUGUAGUACAAA
Telopea speciosissima is the source of this 980-nucleotide messenger RNA. RefSeq lists its product as uncharacterized. The transcript is spliced from 4 exons. The record is from RefSeq and is a predicted model, not a curated record. Bases 154 to 726 code for a protein of 190 amino acids. NCBI's taxonomy places the organism in Eukaryota, Viridiplantae, Streptophyta, Magnoliopsida, Proteales, Proteaceae.